UUGGACUGAACCGCUGCAGUUUGCAGUGAUGCACAUGUCGGUGCGUGAGAUCCACGUCUCCUCGGAGCCCGACUCCUCCUACUUCCUGCGGGUGGACUGGAGGGGGCGGGACUUAGGUUCAGGCUUCCAGCUGCUGCUGACUGAUGGACAGGACGCUUGGAGAGGAGAAGUGAGCGAGGCUGCAGUGAGCGACGAAGCCGAGGAGCUGGAGAUGCAGAAGGAGAAGUACGUCCAGGACCUCCGGCAGGCUCUGACCGACACAAACAGCUCUGUCACCUACAGCUUCAGCCUGACGCCUUCUCCUCCAAACUGCAGCUCCACCAUCACACUGGCAUACGAGAAGGUUCAGAAGGACAUCUCGUUCAGGUUGGGAUCUGUUUCUCUGAACGUCGUCCCGGAGCCGGCGGAGGCAGUGCGAGGGUUACUGACUCACAGUCUGGAGAGGGGAAAUACUCUGGAGCGCCAUAACCAGGCGCUGGACGAGGAGAACCAAAGACUGAGACAAGAACAGCAACGCAUCACCGCAGAACUGAAGCGCUACGCUGCUGGUAAAGAAGCUCUGGAGGCUGAGCUUUACUCUCGCUUCGUUUUGGUCCUGAAUGAGAAGAAAGCCAAAAUUCGGAGUCUACAGGAGACAGUCACAGACCUGCAGGAGGCGAGGAGUUCUGAGGGAAAGAAAAAGGGAAAUUCAGGGAAAUUGGACCAAACAGCAGAUCAGGAGGAGGCGGCUGAGGAGGAUGAGUAUGGAGGGAGUACUGACGAGGAGCCAGGGGAAGAGCAGACUAACCCAGCCCCUUCUCAACCUACUCGGGACUCCUUUACUCCGAGCCCAUUGGACGACAGCCUGAAUGACAUCACAGACGUGGCGCCCUGCCGUAAACGCCGCUUGCGUCACCUCGGGGCCCCGGAAGCCGCAGUUAAGCGUCCACAUCCGCAGACCUCCCAGAAAAAGAGGAGCGACUCCCCUGCAGCAGGCAGUAAGCUGCAGACUCCCCAGCGCUCCACAGAUGCUGCGGCAGCAACUUCGGCAGCAGAGGACCUGUUUGAUGACUUCUGACCCUUCACGUCCAGACUUCACACACAGACAGACAAAACUGCGAUAGAAGAAGUAGUGAUAUUUUUAUAUUGAUGAAUAGAUUUAAGGUUGUGUGUUAGAGGAUAUUUAUUUAUAAGGAACUGUACUGCAAACACAGAUGGGUGACAAAUGAAAGCAAAAUUGAACAUUUAGAGAGUUGGUAACCGUGUUCUAACAACAUAUGUUCCUUUAUUUGUUCUUAUGAUGACGAUGAUGGAGAACUCGUUGCUCUGAAAUCACUCAUAGUUGUUGAACCAUGCAGAGGAAUCCUAAAAUCUCCUUUAGAUCCUCUAGAACCCCAUAAAGGAUCGCUAGAGCCACCCAAAGAAACUCUAUAACUGCCUGUUGGCCUAAUAAAACAGUCUAUAGGAACCCAAGAACCCUCUGAAAGAUCACUAAAACUGACUAAAGGAACCCUGCAAUCUUUUUAGGUUCAGUAGAGCUAUACUGUAACCCUUAAAGGAUCACUAGAGCCACCU
Messenger RNA from Scomber scombrus (Atlantic mackerel), 1554 nucleotides. It is a transcript of the gene xrcc4, whose product is annotated as X-ray repair complementing defective repair in Chinese hamster cells 4. Gene Ontology annotation, cellular component: nucleus; DNA ligase IV complex; DNA-dependent protein kinase-DNA ligase 4 complex. The transcript has 8 exons. Gene Ontology annotation, biological process: positive regulation of ligase activity; double-strand break repair via nonhomologous end joining; response to X-ray. Gene Ontology annotation, molecular function: DNA binding. The record is from RefSeq and is a predicted model, not a curated record. NCBI's taxonomy places the organism in Eukaryota, Metazoa, Chordata, Actinopteri, Scombriformes, Scombridae. Bases 29 to 1057 code for a protein of 342 amino acids.